Messenger RNA from Drosophila obscura, 1122 nucleotides. It is a transcript of the gene Prosbeta5R1, whose product is annotated as proteasome subunit beta type-5. The record is from RefSeq and is a predicted model, not a curated record. Gene Ontology annotation, cellular component: proteasome core complex. Bases 100 to 1059 code for a protein of 319 amino acids. NCBI's taxonomy places the organism in Eukaryota, Metazoa, Arthropoda, Insecta, Diptera, Drosophilidae. Gene Ontology annotation, molecular function: threonine-type endopeptidase activity. The transcript is spliced from 2 exons.
UGUGUUUUCCAAUACAUUUCCUUUUCUUUCCAUUUUAUAUAUUUUUAUUUAAUUCGCUUAAAUUUUCGCGUAUGUACUUGCCAUUCCACAUCCACAUCCAUGGCACUAGAAGGUAUUUGCGGCGUCAAUCGAUGGCCCUUCAUGCGCCGCUUCGAUCAUCUCCAGAGCGAGUGGCAAAUGGAGCAGCUGCGCGAUGCCACCAGCAACUUUGAGAAUCCCUAUGCCCUGAUGGCACCACCCUUCGAAAAUCCAGCGGUGAAUCUAUGCAAAAUUGUGGACCAUUGUGGGAUCAAAAUGGACUUUGCCCAUGGCACAACCACUCUGGGAUUCAAGUACCAGGGCGGAGUGGUGCUCUGCGCGGACUCGAGGGCCACUUCGGGACAGUACAUCGGAUCGCAGACGAUGAAGAAGAUCGUCGAGCUGAACGAUUACAUGCUGGGCACACUGGCCGGUGGAGCUGCCGACUGUGUCUACUGGGAUCGAGUGCUCGCUCGGGAUUGCCGGCUGCACGAGCUGCGCUUCAAGCGUCGCAUGUCCGUGGACGCGGCGGCGCGGAUGAUCGUCAACAUUUCCGCCGAAUACAAGGGCAUGGGCCUGGUCAUGGGCAUGAUGCUGGCCGGCUACGACGACGAGGGACCGAAGCUCAUCUACGUGGACUCGGAAGGGGUGCGCUGCCACGGCAAUGUCUUCUCGGUGGGCAGCGGCUCGCCCUAUGCCCUGGGCGUCCUCGACACGGGUCACCGCUACAUAAUGACCGAUCAGGAGGCCUUCGAUCUGGCCAGGCGUGCCAUCUACCAUGCCACCAGCAAGGACGCCUACUCGGGUGGGAUUGUCCGGCUGUACCACAUCAAUGCCCAGGGCUGGCGGAACAUCUCCAACACGGACUGCUCGGAGCUGCACGAUGCCUACUGUAAGGACGAUCACUCGGGCGGAAGUGCUGGCAAUUCGGGUUGCUGUCCCGACGAUAUUCCCUGUUCGAGUGGCGUCCAGCGGCAGAAGGAGCUGCCGGAGAACGAGGUCCUGGCGCAGGUGGCAGCCGUCACCCAAGAGGGAACCUAGUGCAUAAUUUUCCUGUGUGUGUGUUUGAGAGCAUUUUGUAUAUUCUUGAUUCUGGCUACGUGA